Dendrobium catenatum is the source of this 1057-nucleotide messenger RNA. Its product is annotated as CBS domain-containing protein CBSX1, chloroplastic-like. NCBI's taxonomy places the organism in Eukaryota, Viridiplantae, Streptophyta, Magnoliopsida, Asparagales, Orchidaceae. The transcript has 8 exons. The coding region runs from base 75 to 794 and encodes 239 amino acids. The record is from RefSeq and is a predicted model, not a curated record.
UAAUACCACUUUCAAUUUGAAGUCUUACUCUUCUUUCCAGAGCUCGAGGAAGGAGGAGGAGAGAUACGGGGGCAAUGGAUUCUUUGAUAUCGGAAGCUCUUGUCGUCCAUCAACUCUGCCCUGUAGCUCCAGUCCUUCGUCCGGCGACAAGCCUCGCCUUCUUCGUGCGCUCAGCCGUGCCGCUUUCUGUACCCCUGCUUCGUCGGCGGUUCAUGGGCAUUACUCCGGCGAAUCGCGGAAGGAUAUAUGCCUCGGCGAGAAACGGAGCUUUGGUAUCGAAUUCAGUGCAGUCAAACAAUAAUGUCUAUACUGUUGGUGAUUUUAUGACAAAAAAGGAAGAUCUGGUUGUUGUCAAGCCUUCUACUUCAGUUGAUGAAGCACUCGAAAAACUAGUGGAGUGUAGGAUCACUGGCUUCCCUGUGAUUGAUGAUGACUGGACAUUGGUUGGAGUCGUUUCUGAUUAUGAUUUAUUGGCAUUGGAUUCCAUUUCAGGACCUGGACGAACUGAUACAAGCAUGUUCCCUGAGGUAAAUAGCACAUGGAAGACAUUCAAUGAAAUUCAGAAAUUGUUGAGCAAAACAAAUGGCAAGAUCGUUAGUGAGGUCAUGACAUCCGCACCUCUUGUUGUUCGCGAGACGACUAAUCUUGAAGAUGCUGCAAGAUUAUUGCUUGACACCAAGUUUCGCCGGCUUCCAGUUGUUGAUGGUACCGGCAAAUUGAUUGGAAUGAUCACAAGGGGAAAUGUUGUUAGAGCUGCGCUAGUGAUAAAGCAUGCAAAUGAAAAGAAUACUUAAGAGACGGAAUUUGUUUCAUCUCAUCAAUUAUUCAAUUUCCAUCAAUCUCUGUAUUCAAAUUCUUCACCAUUCCUCGUCUUGAUAAGGAGCAUAAUAGCUCAUUUGUACGAGGUCUUUGGGUUACUGUUACGGUAAUUAUUUUUAAGAACCCCAUAGAAAAGAUUAAAUAAAUGUUUAAGAGUUUAGAUUAUAUAUAUAUUUAUACACAGUAAAGCUUGUCCAAUUGCCCUUUGGCUAAUCCAUUCAUUUUUGGAAUUCUUUAA